Messenger RNA from Linderina pennispora, 2022 nucleotides. RefSeq lists its product as uncharacterized. Gene Ontology annotation, molecular function: 5'-flap endonuclease activity; 5'-3' exonuclease activity; flap-structured DNA binding. The transcript has 11 exons. Gene Ontology annotation, biological process: interstrand cross-link repair. Gene Ontology annotation, cellular component: nucleus. The record is from RefSeq and is a predicted model, not a curated record. NCBI's taxonomy places the organism in Eukaryota, Fungi, Kickxellomycota, Kickxellomycetes, Kickxellales, Kickxellaceae. Bases 1 to 2022 code for a protein of 673 amino acids.
AUGUCGUACAGGAACACUCCUUUGGGUGCACGGGCGGCGUUCGAUCCAAUUGUUGUUGUAUCGGACUCUUCAGACGAGUCUGAUGUCGUUGAGACGAUUCCGUGCAAUGGCGAUGAUGAUAGCGAUGAUGUCGAGGUUGUUGCUGUUCUUGGUGAGCCGAUUCCCAGGCCUAGCACUGCCAAGCAGCAGCUGACUGUAGUCGACAGCCAGUCGCAGGAUGACCUGGUUAGCAAUGACCCGGUGCUUCAGGUUGCUGCACCGACAAUGCCGACACCCAUCGGCCAGAGCAUUCCUCCGGUCGCAACGAUCCAACAGCCAGCAGUAGGAACCCCACCGCCCCUACCAGUCUUGUCACACGCAGCAACGUAUGCCGAUAAGACCACCCCGCAAGAAGCGGACCGUAUAUACUAUCUGCAUAUAUUUGACAAAAUCAUGUCGACUGUGCUUAGUGGCGAGUCACAUUUGUUCUCCGAGUCGGAGCAGAAGAUCCUACGAGCCUUCAUUAGCCUUAGAGCACCUACGUGGAUGCGCGUCUCUGGACUAAAAUACGGCAGUGCCGAGGAUGUUGCGCACGCAUGCAAAAGCCUGUCUGCAUGCGACGUCAGCGAUUGCAGAGAGGUCCUGGACGUGCUGUUGCUCUCCGAGCUGAGAACGCUCGCGAAACGGCGCGGGAUCAAGCAGAUGGCGAACCAAAAGAAGGAGGUUAUCUGUGCAGCACUUUACAAGCAGACUAAGCAGGCAACGGUCUUGUCGUUUUUCAAGAAAAGCAAAGAAGCCGGCGAAGCCAUUGACGUAACGGGCCCGCUGGUCAAGCUCAACCCCGAGAUUGUGGAGCUGUUUGAGCGCCUGCACUUGAUCUACUUCCGCCACCUGCUACUAUCGCUGGACGACAAUUCGAUGAAGCGGUCGACCGAUCUGUUUGAGUCGCGUGAAGCGGUGAUCCAGUACAAGCAGCUGCUGCAAUGGCCGGUCAUCGAAGACCAUCGGCAAGGCUGGAAGCUGUACCUGGCCUACCGCGACCAGUGGCUUCAACACAUUAAGUAUCUCUCCAAGCAGUCGAUAUCUGACGACGGCAUUGCGUACUGGAAACGGCGGUUUACAGCUGGGUGGGCACUGUCGCGGAUCGUGAGCCGGGGCGCCAAAUUUGCAGCUACACUUAAGCAGUUGAAGGACGAGGAAGGGGUGCUCUUGUCGUUGCUAUCGCAGACACACUACGGUCUAGAUAAGCGCGGUAAAUGGUAUGAGCGUCUUAUUCUGGUACAGGCGACGCAUUUGAGACCCAAGAAAUGCAACAAGGAACCGGACUAUGAGGAAAAGUCACAAAUCGCACUGACCACAGCCCGCAAGCAGUGCAUUCGCGCCUUGGAUGACCCGCACGUGAAUCGUGAGUGGCUAGUAGCGCCCGAGCGCACAGUAUACGGCGUGCGAAUCAAAAGCCAUAGCCAGAGAGGUGCAUCUGCGUGGGACGGCGAUGACGGAGUCCCAUGCUCGGUCGAGGACCUGGCCAUCUGGAGAUACCGUGAGGAUGGAUACGAAGGAAUACACUCCGAGAACACGCUUAUGACGACGCUCUUUGGGCUGAUAUUCUACGAUAUCAUCUUCUUGCUCAUUGCCUGGUCAGACUCGUUCUAUUUCAGUCGCAAGGGCAUGAUCGAGCGGCGCAUUGAGGAGAUCAAGAGCAACCAGUUCCUUCACUAUCUAAUCGAUGCAUACGACCUGCAGCUAGGAUCCGAAAUCAUUGGUGUGAACUGGGAGUAUACGCGCGGAUGGCUGGAAAUGAUAUGCGCGUGCAUCGGUGGCAGGCGGCUGGCGGCCUAUUCUUGGUGUUCCUUGCCCGAGAGUAUCCACUCAAGCACAGCGGGAUUUCCCGAUCUAUGUCUCUGGAAGCCGGGCACCAACGAGUUCCUAUUUGCAGAAGUCAAAGGACCCAACGACAAGCUUUCGGAGAAUCAAAAGGACUGGAUCGACAUUCUGCUCAGCAACGACAUCAAGGUUCGAAGUAUGCCUGGUUCGGCAGGAUAA